AUGAACGAAGUUUUGGAAAUUAUUGCACACUCAGUACCUGAAGAUACUAAAAAGAAAAACAGUGAAGCAAAUGAAAACAUUUCUGAUUGCGAAGACAAUAUUUCUACUACCAUUUCUGAGAUAUUAAUAUCCAAUUCUUUACCUACUAAUAAAUCUGGUUUAUCGUCUAAUAAAUCUACUUCAUCUGCAAGCUCCUCUACUUCAAAAAAAAGACAAACAUUUCUUGAUAAUU
Messenger RNA from Racocetra persica, 232 nucleotides. The record is from the annotation of a GenBank genome assembly. NCBI's taxonomy places the organism in Eukaryota, Fungi, Glomeromycota, Glomeromycetes, Diversisporales, Gigasporaceae.